Anguilla anguilla (European eel) is the source of this 6882-nucleotide messenger RNA. RefSeq names its product ring finger protein (C3H2C3 type) 6 (gene rnf6). Gene Ontology annotation, cellular component: nucleoplasm; cytoplasm. Gene Ontology annotation, biological process: ubiquitin-dependent protein catabolic process; positive regulation of DNA-templated transcription; protein ubiquitination. Lineage: Eukaryota; Metazoa; Chordata; Actinopteri; Anguilliformes; Anguillidae. Gene Ontology annotation, molecular function: ubiquitin protein ligase activity. The coding region runs from base 263 to 2113 and encodes 616 amino acids. The transcript is spliced from 5 exons. The record is from RefSeq and is a predicted model, not a curated record.
UGCCGGUAGAUGCAGGACGGACUGUAGAGAAUGUAGCGCCGAUGUUCCCAUCUUAGCUACAUUGUAUCCAGCCAGCAACGAGAAGAGAGCAGACCCGUCCAUAUUACUGCCGCUGUUUCAGAAAACAGGUUCAAGGAGAGGGAGUGAGCACAGGUGCAUGUGUCUGCAGGUCUGAGUGGCAAGACCAGGGAACUGGGCUUGUAACUCAGAGGUCUGGGCACUGUCAUGUACGCUUGAGCAAGCAGGAGUGGUUUCUGUGGUGAUGGACCCUCCUGACGGACGAGACGAGCGUGUGCAGCAGCAGGAGCGUCUGCAACGGGAAGAGGCUUACUACCACUUCAUCAAUGGGCUGAGCGAGGAGGAGUACCGCCUAAUGAGGGACAGCGAUCUACUGGGCACCCCUGGUGAUGUGACCGCAGAAGAGCUGCGGCAGCGUCUGGAUGGAGCGAAGGAACGUCUAUCAUCACAGCCCCACCCUGAGCCACGCCCACAGAGCAGUGAGAUGGGAGAGGAUGACGGGGGCAGUGGGGGUGUGGAGGCAGGCAGGGAGGCCUCCAAUGGUGACUCACUGCUUGAGUGGCUGAACACGUUCCGGCGCACGGGCAACGCCACGCGCAGCGGGCAGAGCGGGAACCAGACCUGGCGUGCUGUCAGCCGCACCAACCCCAACAGCGGCGAGUUCCGCUUCAGCCUGGAGAUCAACAUCAACCAUGAGCAGCCAGAGCCUGGUGACUUAACAGGUGACCCUGUCUCCGCCACGCUCACCCGCUCCACCCACAGCAGGAGGACGCAGGCGCGGCGUGCCCGCAACAGUCACGGCCCUGCUCUGAAUCCACCCCUGACCGUGGCUGAGCCCGAACAGCACAGCACUAGUCUGAGCCGGGUGAUUGCACUGGAUCAUCCCGCAGCCCAGCUGCAUGGUGGCCAGAGCAGUGACGCUCAGUCCCCUCCUCAGGAUACGCAGGAGGGCCUGGGCUGCCCACCCUCAACGCCGGCCCAGCCCGGCGUCCAGAGAGCUCCGCUCCGCAGCAGUAGGACUCGAUCACGGGGUCGGGGCCACAGGAUAGGUGGGGCUCACCGCCGUUCUUCACGACGCAGUCGCUCCCCGCUGCACAGACCCCCAACCCCUGACACUAGCCACGCCAACGUACCCGAGCCCCACGGGCAAGCCCAGGUUGCCAUGGAGAUGGCAGCGGAGCCAGCAGAAGAUGUGGCGCCCUUGACAGAGACAGCCACGGAAGCGGAGACUCAAGCAACGGGCGUCCGACGUCAUCCCACCAUCAUGCUGGAUCUGCAGGUGCGGCGGAUUCGUCCGGGGGAGAACCGAGACCGCGACAGCAUCGCCAGCCGCACCCGCUCCCGUGUCCGCACUGCUGAGAACACCGUCACCUUCGAAAGCGACAGCGGUGGAUUCCGCCGUACCAUUUCCCGGUCGGAGCGUGCCGGCAUUCGCACCUAUGUCAGCACCAUCCGCAUCCCGCUGCGCCGCAUCUCGGAGACCGGCUUGGGCGAGCCCAGCUCCACUGCGCUGCGCUCUAUCCUGCGCCAGAUCAUGACUGGCUUUGGUGAACUCAGUUCCCUUAUGGAGACAGAGGCUGACACUGAGGCCACUGUGCCUGACCCCCCGCAGGCUUACCAUAUUCACAGCAAUGAAGAGGCUGGGCCCCAGGAGCAACUGGAGCGGCGCAGUACAGAAGGCCAAGGUACUGCAGGGGGGAGCGGGGAUGAGGAGCGGACACGUGUGGGUGGGGCUACUGGUGAGGGGCGGGGCACCACCAGGGACACCAACAACCUGGUGGAGAAUGGCACCCUGCCAAUCCUGCGCCUCGCGCACUUCUUCCUCUUAAACGAGGAAGAGGAGGAUGAGCACCCACAUGGCCUGACCAAAGAGCAGAUUGACAAUUUGUCCACUCGCACCUAUGGCCAGGCUAGCUUGGAGGGUGAACUAGGACGCACCUGUAGCGUCUGCAUCAAUGAGUACACCCAAGGCAACAAGCUACGGCGGCUGCCGUGUGCUCAUGAGUUCCACAUCCACUGCAUUGACCGCUGGCUUUCCCAGAACAACACCUGCCCCAUCUGUAGACAGCCCAUUCUGGCCACUGCCCAGGACUGACCCCACCCACCCAGACUGAUAAACCCCUCCCCCCUCCCUGCACCAAAAAGUGGAUGUGGCCUCUGUAAAUAAUGGCUUUGUUUUAAUUCACUCUUAUCUUUAUCCUAUAUAUUGAAUUUAAGGUGAAACCAAGAAACUAGUUGACAGGAGAGGAAAAAAUGGCAACAUUGUCCAGCAGUAAAGCUAUUGUGUUUUAGUCUUUAUGCUUUCAGUUUCCAGCGCAGCACUUUGUCUCUAUAUGGCUUCAGAAAAACUGAUUGUAAACGAAUGCAUCAGCAGCAUCUUCAUAAACUGUAGACUUCACGGCCUCAUACUUGCCUUUCACUGGGGGAAGCGUUCCAAGCCAAACCCAUUUCACUCAAACAACCUCCAGGCCUGGGACCCUGACAGCGACAUGUAAAUACAAAUCACUGCCAAAGCCUGCAGUUUUUAUUUACACUUGCCAUUUGAACACAGGCAAAACUAAACCACUUGUCUGUCCAUCAUCAAGACAUCAGAACAGUUGAAAUGAUGUUAUUUCACCCGGUUGUUUGUGUAUGUGUGUGGCAAAGGGGUCAUGGACCUCCCUGUGUAUAGGAUGGGAUUUUAUGUUGAUUGUUGCUGUUUUUAUGAUUAGGAGGUGACCUGAUGCUGAAAGGACGUGCACUACAUUACUGUCCACCUUCUGCAACUUGCACCUACACACCUCUUUAGUCGUUAUCUCAGUGUAUGUCAUCUCUGCAUUUAUACUAUUCUGUCCCUUAGUUCCCCUAACAAGUCAUGCAUGCAUGAAGGGUGCUAAACAAUGAUUAAUUUUGGUUUGGGGUUUUUUGUGGGUGGGGUGGGAGGCUGGGGAGCACUUGUUUGAGAUGUGAUGAACUUUAUCAAUGUUAGUACAUCUCUGAGGUACAUAAAAUCAUUUUCUGUAAGUAAACCCAAGAAUGUCAUUGCAUUAAAGAGGCACUCCAGUGAUGUAUUGUACAGUGCCCUCCACAAUUAUUCACACCCUUGAUAAAGAUCUACAAAAUUCUAUGAUACAAAUACUGUGCUAUAUUUUCAUUCUCCAAAAUAGGGAAAAUAUACCUUAAUAAUGAUUAAUGGGAAUCAACCAAAAUAACACUUCUCAAGUUAGACAUUAUUUCUGAAAAUCAGUUGUCACAAAUACUGAUACUUUUCAGUGCUUUGUGAACCCUCCCCUCACAAUGAGUAGUAUGUCAUAUUUUGUGGUGUUUUAUGAAAACAGAGAAGUAUUGAGGUGGGAUAUUUGACCAUUCCUCCAUAGAGAACCUUACCAGAUCCAUCUUGUGAACUGCACUGUUCCAUUCACAUAACAUUUUUUGAUUGGGUUCUAAGCCUGGAAGCCAUUGCAAAACAGUAAUUCUGUGGUCAGUUAAGCCUCGGUUCUUGUUUAAUUUUGAGGUUUGCUUCGGUUAAAUGUCUUACUGAGUGAUUCAUGUGUGGCCAAGUUUCAGGUUUUUGGGUAGGGAGAACCAUUUUUGGCCAAAUUAUCUCCUUGCUUACUGGAGCUCAUGAUAUCAGUGAUCUUAAAAAGAGCCCAUGCAAAGCUGAUGCAAACAACCCCGUAAGAUCAAAGAUCCACCACCAUAUUUCACAAGAGGUAGGAUGGUCUUUUCAACAUAAGAGACUUGAUGUUGAAAAAAAAACAUCUUCCAAUGGCAAACAACUCAUGGCCGGUGUGUGUUGGUCUCAUCUGAUUAUAACGCCCUGUUCCAGUCAAAGCUCCAGUGCCAUUAACUCCAGAUGGUUAGCUGAUUGUAGAGGCUUUUUUCAGGCGACUCUUCCAAAAUCCCUGUUGUGUCUGAUGGUCAAUGUGGAGAUCUUCAUAGAUCUCCAAAUGUGGCCCUUGGUUUCGUCUUCAGAAGACCACAGUUGGCCUGUAAAUCUAUCUGUCCCACUGUGCAUGGGGCCAAGAUGCACUUACAUCUUCUGCCAGGCAGGUUUACCGCUGUUCCAAUGGAUUUAAACUUAUUUAUUGAUUGAAUAGUGGAAAGUGGCAUCUUUAGUUAUAUUUACUUGUAACCAUUUCCUGGCCUCUGAAAGUUAAGAAUCCUUUGUCUUGUUUUUUCUGCCUUUCUCCAUGCUGAUGCAUGACACAUGGACUUUAUGUGUUACCUAAUUUUUAUGUGCCAGUGAAACAGGAAGUCAUGGAAGGCCAUCCCUAAGACAGAGAUUAAUUUAAAAAGUAGUAACCAUGUUAAUGCAUAUUCAUUUUUGUUGAAUUUUAUUAAAAAUAUUAAAUGUGUAAAUUGUGAAAUCUUUUUGGAACAUACAGUGGAUUGCAAUGUAUUCACCUCCUCAGAAUACAGCAAGCUACAUAAUGUUUGGGACAAAAACAUACAGACGGGUGACAAAUUAAAGGAGAAACUUGAAUAAAUGAGUGAAGAAACAAAAUGAAUGCAGAUGCUUCCAUACAGGUGCACUGCAUAAUACAGUUUAGUAAUUAACAUAAUAUCGUGCUCUGUGGCAUGUACAGAAAUGCUGAGCAGGCCCAGUGGACCUCGAUUUUGUCUAAGAUGGAAAGAGGAAAACUAUUUAAGUGACUUUGAAUUGGAGGAGUGACUAAAGUGAGAUCUGCAUUUAGAUCUAUGGGAAGGACAUCAGUGAAUGGGGUCGGAAAUUGUGGUUGAAAGCGCACAAGAUGACCAUGAUGCUCGUGAUUAGUCCGAUAUGUAAGGAACAGAAGGGCAACUCUACCUCGGGUGACUGAGAAUGUCAAUGCAGGACGUGAUCAAACUGUGUCAGCAAGAGAGAGGGAUAUUAUAGUAGGGUUGCAGUACAUAAACCCCUCAUUACAAAGAUGAAUGCACAUUUUAGAGUUCAGUGGUGCAAAAACCAUAGGCACUGGUCUACGGAGAUGUGGUGAAAAAAAGUGAUAUGGUCAGAUGAGUCGUGCUUGACAAGUGGGCGAGUGCACGUGUAGCGUAGUCUAAGAGAUUGCUACAUGCCUGAAUGCUUGACCCCUACAGUGAGGGGGUCCAGUGGCUCUGCUGUGCUGUGAGGGGCAUUUUUCUGGAAUGGUUUUGGUCCACUUUGGUCCUCAGAGUGAAGGGUCAUUGCAAAUCAAUACGAAGUUAUUCUGAGUGAUCACCUUUAUCCUGUGAUGAAACAUUUCUGUCGUGAUGGGAGUGGUCCCUUCUAGGAUGAAAAUGCCCCCAUCCACAUGGCAUGAGGGGUUGCUGAAUGGUUUGAUGAGUAUGAAAAUGAUGCGACUCAUAUGCUAUGACCUCAUAUGCAGUCACCAGAUCUCAACUCAGUUGGUAGAUUUUUGGACCGACAUGUUAGAUAGUGCUCUCCACCACAAUCAAAGAGACUUGUAGAAUCUAUGCCAAGGCACAUUGAAGCUGUUUUGGCGGCUUGUGGUAGCCCACCACUUUACUAAGAUGCUUUGUGUUGGUUUCCUCACAAUUUUAGAUUUGUAAUCAAUAAAUUCACAUGUGGUUAAAGUUUAAAACAUGUAGAAAUUACAGCACUUCUUAUACAUAGCCCCCUCCAUUUUAGGGCACCAUAAUGUUUGAUACAUAUAAAUGUUAUGUAAAUGAAAGUAGUCAUUUAGUACACACAUUAUUUACAUGCAAUGACUGCUUGAACUCUGUAACCCAUAGAAAUAACCAAGUGCUGAAUAUCUUCUAUGGUGAUGCUCUGACAGACCUGCACUGCAGCCAUCCUCAGCUUCUGCUUCUUUUGUUGCCUGAAGUUUUCUCUUCAGCAUAUGGAAACUCAUGUUCAAUGAGUUCAGAUCAUGCAAACGACCUGGCCAUUCAAGAACUUAGCAGCUUUGAAAAACUCCUUGUUACUUUUGCAAUAUGUGUGGGAUCAUUGUCUUGCUGUAGGAUGAUGCGUUGUCCACUGAGUUUGGAGGCAUUUUCUUGAGCAGUUAUCAGCAGUUACAUUAUCGAUGGAGAUGUGUGUCAGGGCCUGUGGCAGCCAUACAUGCUUAAACUAUAAUAUCCCUACCACCAUGUUUCACAGAUGACAGGGGUGGUUUUGAUCCUGGGCAGUUCCUUUUGGCCUCCACACUUUGCGCUUGCCAUCACUCUGAUACAAGUGAAUCUUUGUCUCAUCUGUCCAAAAAACAAUUUUUUAUGAACUAUACAGACUCUUUUAGGUACUUAGCAAACUGUAAUCAGAGAAUCCUGUUUUUGCAACUAACUAGUGGUUUGUAUCUUACAGUGUAGCCUCUGUAGUUCCAUUUGUGAAGCAUUCUGCGGACAGUAGCACUGACACAUCAACACCUACCUCCCGAAUAAUGUUUCUGAUCUGUCGGACAUAUUUUUGGGUUUUUGUCUUCAUUAUGGUGAGGAUUCUUCAGUCAUCAACUGUAGAGUUUCUUCUUGGCUUACUAGGCCCUUUGUAAUUACUCAGCUCAACAGUGCUCUCUUCCUUCCUAAUGAUGUUGCAAACAGUUGAUUUGGGUACGCCCAUGCUGAAGGUUUACCCUAUGUUGCUGUCUGUUUUUCUUAUUUCUCAACCUUGUGAUGGCUUCCUUGAUUUACACUGGCACAACUCUGGUCCUCAUGUUGACAAACACCAAUAACAGACUUCAAAGGCAAUCAAAAGCCUAGAUUCACGAAACUAUAGGCUCUCUUAUAACUGCACUAAGAAUGCAAUUGAACAUACCUGACUAAUCAGAAACACCUGUGAAGCCAUUUGUCCCAAACAUUAUGGUGCCCUGAAAUGGGACGGCUAUGUAUAGAAUUGCUGUCAUUUCUAUAUGGUGAAAACAAAGUGUAUAAAAUACCCUUUAAUAAAAGCUGAAAAUCUGUACAUUA